CACCCUGGUGUGCACAUUCUGCAGAGAGCCUAUACCUUUAUAGAUGCAUGCUAGCGCAGACGCGGAUAAUCUAAAAAUCAGUUUUUACGCAAAAAAUACAUAAAGAGGUCAGGCUUGUCUAACAGACGUCAGUCAGAUAUCACUCAGUCACCAGUCGCCCGUUAUUUUUUCAUUGGUGGUCACUAUGACAUCAUUAAAUACCGGAGAGGAAUACCGGGAGACCUUAGAGGUUUUGAUUUGGCGAUGAGGAUUUCCUGUCGGAUGCGGCAAACCGACAUCAUUGUUCUGCAGAUAUCGUUACUGAUUGGUCGUUCUGGAAGGACUCUAUCUGUAAAUCAAAGCCAUGGGGAAGGAUUACUAUAAGAUCCUUGGCAUAACUUCAGGCUCUAAUGAGGAUGAAAUCAAAAAGGCCUACAGAAGGAUGGCUCUAAAGUUCCAUCCAGACAAAAACAAGGAUCCCAAUGCUGAAGAGAAGUUUAAAGAGAUAGCAGAGGCUUAUGAGGUUCUGAGUGACCCAAAGAAGAGAGUCAUCUAUGACCAAUACGGCGAGGAUGGUUUGAAAACAGGUGGCACAGGCUCAUCUAGUGGACAAGGGACUACAUAUCACUACACCUUCCAUGGGGAUCCACAUGCCACGUUUGCUUCUUUCUUUGGAGGCUCCAACCCCUUCGAUAUAUUCUUUGGCUCUGGACGCCAACGGGGAACCACCAAUGGCACUAAUGACCAUGGUGGUGAUCAUGACAUGGACAUUGACAUGGAUGGAGAUGAUGAUCCUUUCAGUUCCUUUAGCCACUUUGGCUUCAAUGGUAUCAAUGGUUUUCAUCACGGUGGAGGUCGAAGACAUCGUAAUGAGCCUCUUCAUGGUGGCCGGAAGAAAGUACAGGACCCUCCAGUGGUACAUGAGCUUAAAGUGUCUCUAGAGGAGAUCUUCCAUGGAUGUACCAAGCGGAUGCGAAUCACUCGCCGAAGACUAAACCCAGAUAGAAGGACAAUGAGGACAGAGGACAAGAUCCUUAACAUUGUCAUCAAGAGAGGCUGGAAGGAAGGGACCAAGAUCACCUUCCCCAAAGAGGGUGAUGAGACACCUGAGAACAUUCCUGCUGAUAUUGCAUUUGUGCUCAAAGACAAAGGGCACCCACUCUUCAAAAGAGAUGGAUCCAACAUCAUUUACACAGCCAAGAUUGGUCUUAAGGAGGCAUUGUGUGGCUGUACAGUGAACAUUCCCACCAUUGACAACCGAGCGAUCACAUUGCCCUGCAACGAUAUCAUCAAGCCAGGCACAAUCAAGAGACUGCGUGGAGAAGGCCUACCUUUCCCAAAAAAUCCAUCUCAACGCGGGGAUUUGAUAGUGGAGUUCCAGGUGCGCUUCCCAGACAGAAUACCACACCAGUCCAGAGAGAUCAUCAAACAGCACCUACCACAAUCUUAGAGGAAGUUCAGUGGAUUCACUGUAUGGUUACAUUUUUCAAACCCACCGUUUUCCCCCCAAACACAGAUGCUGAAUUCGAAGAGGGACAAAUAUGUCGUAAGGACUAGAGGCUCAUUUGAUAUUUUGUUACAGUUUUACCUAAUUUAUUAUCACUUUCUCUGAACAUGUGGAACGUUGAUUUUUGGGGAUUUUGAAUUAGUUUGUGUUUAUGCCGAGGCUCAUGACUUUCAACCAGGAUUUUAUUUUUAGAAUUUUUUUUUUUUGUCUUAACGGUUUUUAUUCUCUUUAUCAGCAUGCUGAAGGCAAACACUUACAAGAAAGACAGAAUGACUGAUUUGUUGGAUGGAAGGUUAAUAUUUUUGGUUUAAUGAUGGAUGCAAGGAUAAUCCAACAACAGAUGGCUAUUUAUUCUGGAUUUGAAUCUGUUAUUUUGUAGCAGAUUAAAUUCUCUUUCCUUGUAAUAACCAAUAAUCUCAUUUUAAAUGAAGUGGUCUAUAUAAGACAACUGCAGUGUUGGAGACUUCUGGAUUUUUAGGAUUUUUGAGCACCAGCAGAGCCAUUUGGUAACUUUGAUAUAUUUCCACUCCGUCACGCUUCUCAACAGUCUACAGGUGCUUUCUGGUAGUUCUUGAAGUAUCAGGUUCUGGCAUUUAUGGUGGUGUGAUUACAGGAUUUUUGAGGUCACAGAAAUUUUGAGUGCCUUAAUGUGGCUCAAACCAACUAUUUUAGUUUCAUUAGCAAAGACCUUGAACAAACACUCUAAUCAGAUUGAUUUGUCAUUUCUGUACCCAAAAACAAUGUAUGGCAGUGACCAUCAUUACAGGGAUAGUUUACCCAAAAAGGAGAAAUUGGUCAGAAGAAUUUUGUAGUCAUCUUCAUGGUGCUCUUAACAUAUAAUGUAAUAUUGUUUCUAUAGUACAAAUAAGGAGUUAGCUAGCAGAAUGUGUAGGCUGUUUUUCCAAACAAUGAAAAAUAGAUGAUGAUUUUGACUGUGAAGCUAAAAAAGGUUAAAUAUACUAUAUUCUAAAGUGGAAGAAAGUCCUCACUCUCACUCACUCUCUCUCUCUCUCUCUCUCUCUCUCUCUCUCUCUCACUCACUUUCAAUUUAACAAGAUGCAAAGGAAAAAAAAAACAAUAAAAACAUCACCAUAGGCAAUAUCUUAUAUAGCCAAGUUAUAUUAUAUGUUAAAUAUUUGACACAUCACAUGGAUCAUAGAAAACAAAAAUCUGACCUAGACUGUCUAGUAAAUAUGUACACAACGUAUUUUAUGAAUUGGUCUGGCAAAUCGUCCUUGCUGACAGUUCUUCAUUAUUUUAUUAACUGAGAGAAGGAAAUUUUCAGUGAAUAAGAAAUUCUUUGAAUAAUUCUGGUCUGUUCCUGUGUCAGGAUGUUCUGUCAAAGUUUGUCAGCUGUACUUCAAAAUCACUUUCAUUGUAUGAAAAUGAACAGCCUAAAUAAGACAUCUUGUGUUAUGUGCAAAAGCGGGCAAAAUCAUUUAAAAAAAAUAAAAUAAUGGAGGGAUAGCUAUUGGAAAAUGCUCAUUCAUUUACUUCACUAUACACACCGCCACACACAUUAAAAGAAACCCAAACAUCCUCCAAAGUGCAGCAUGACAGUCUCAGUUUCAGUAAGUUGAAAAACCCAAUUUUAAUCCAAUGUGAAAAAAUGAAAGUGAAUAGAAAGAUGAAAGUGAGAACUGUGAUGUUAAAAGUUUUUCUUUUUAGAAAUGCAGGUCUUCAUUGUUCAGUAAGCACAGCUAUAGCUUUUUUACGAAGUUAUGAGGGAAUUGUUUUUUGAACAGCUUUUUACUACAAUAGUUUCAGUAUACUGUAUUUCACACUUUUAAAUGUGUGCAAUGUGAAAUAAUUUGCAAUAGUUCUGUGUAUUUUAGUUUAGAUUUAUAUAAAGUGCAAAGCUCCCUUUCAAUUGGUUUGUGAUGUACCAUCUUUCUACAGUAACAGCAGCCUUUGAGAAACCGUAUUUUCUAUAUAAACAACAAUUUUCCUAUUUCCAAGGAUCCUUCCAGGAUAUCUCUUAUACAGUCGUAACUAUGUCAUUUAAUAAUUGCUGUAUUUGGUGAUAAAAUGAAAGUACAGAGGAACAUAACCUUUUUAAUGACUAGUAUCAUGUUGUUUUAUUAUGUGCUGGUCUAUGUUUGGAUUGUUGUACCAUUGUACUCAACAGAUUUUUGGACAUCCAACCACUUCUGUUUUGAAUUUGAAUGUUAAAUUUGAAAUGUCUCAUUUUUAUUACUUCUGUCCUCAUGAAUGAGACAGUAUUAAAUGCAGCUCCCUGCACACAAUGGGAGGAUAAAUCAAUGCAGAAUGCAAGCGCUGUGUUUCAGAAAGAAUCGGGCCUUGAAGAGUGUGUGUUAAGUACUAUUGAACUCUAUCAUUUUCAGUACACUUACAGUAUACAUUUUUGGUGCUUUAUGAAUAAUUUAUGAGAACAUGAAAUAAACCAAAAGUCUUGACUGAAAAGAAAA
Molecule: messenger RNA, 3915 nt
Organism: Cyprinus carpio (common carp)
Lineage: Eukaryota; Metazoa; Chordata; Actinopteri; Cypriniformes; Cyprinidae
Product: dnaJ homolog subfamily B member 5-like
Biological process (GO): negative regulation of transcription by RNA polymerase II
Cellular component (GO): cytosol
Molecular function (GO): protein-folding chaperone binding
Source: RefSeq, a predicted model, not a curated record